UGGCAACCGGCAUGGCCCGAGUGCUUUUGCGUUUCGCGCUCCUCAUCUCCGGACAACUGUUCGUUCUGCGUGGCGAAGGAACUUCGGUGUUUGAAUAGCUUUUAGGGAUUCCUGCGGAAACAACUAGCAUGCCACUACAAAUGCCGGUAUGGCGACAGCUGGGCCGGCCUGUCAGUGACCUCGGAAGGAGAGGCAUCAGCAGCAGUUGUGGCAAACAGAGAAGGGUCGUCGUCACCGGUCUGGGCAUGGUCACGCCUUUGGGGGCUGACGCCAAGACGUCGUGGAGCCGGCUCAUACAGUCGCAGAGCGGCAUAAGUCGGCUGGGAAAGGAGUUCGACGGUAUUCCCUCCAAGACAGCAGGCCGUGUACCUACCGAUGCGUCUCAAAACCCGUCACCGUUUGACGUACAUAAAUUCGUUUCCAAGUCGGAGCUGCGGAGCACCUCAUUGGCAACUGCGUACGCUCUGGCUGCAGCCAAAGAAGCGCUAGAUGACGCCCAGUGGCACCCGGAUUCGGACACUGACUGCAGAACAACGGGAGUAGCAAUCGGCAAUUGCAUGUGCGACCUGGAAUAUGUUGUCGACACCGGGAUGGCGUUAAGAGAACAGGGCUUCAAAAAGAUUAGCCCGUUUUUCGUUCCGAGGAUUCUCACGAACAUGCCGUCUGGGCUUGUCAGUAUUCAGCACAAGUUGAAAGGGCCCAACCAUUCAGUUGCGACGGCGUGUACGACGGGCGUGCACGCCAUAGGGGACGCGUUAAGCUUUAUACAGCGCGGAUACGCUGACGUCAUGGUCUGCGGUGGCACAGAAGCCAGCGUGUCGCCCAUGUGCGUUGCUGCCUUUGCAAGGAUGAGAGCUCUGAGCACCGCCGAGGACCCUGCCGCGGCGUCGAGACCUUUCGACAAGAACAGGGACGGCUUUGUUGUAGCCGAAGGGUGUAGCAUUCUCAUUCUGGAAGAACUGGAACAUGCGAUUGCCAGAGGAGCAAACAUUCACGCCGAGGUUCUAGGAUACGGGCUCUCUGGGGACGCGUUUCACAUCACGGCAGCAGCCAAUGACGGCGCAGGUGCGUUCGCCUGCAUGGAGUCCGCGCUGAGAAACGCUCGUGUCAACGUCCAGGAGGUUGGUUACGUGAACGCUCACGCCACGUCGACGCCGAUUGGGGAUGCCGCCGAAGCACUGGCGAUCCGCCGUCUGCUAGGCGACAACUUUAACAAAGUGGCGGUGUCCGCUACCAAAGGCUCCACGGGUCACCUCUUGGGAGCAGCCGGCGCCACGGAAAGUGCGUUCACGGUACUCGCUGUUCGCGAUGGAGUGAUACCACCUACGCUAAACCUCGAAUGCCCAGAUGUUGGUGCCGAUCUCAACUUUGUCGCUCAUCAGUCGGCACCUUGGAGAACUGAGAACGCGACCAGAAGGGUUGCGAUUAAGAACUCUUUCGGAUUUGGGGGCACGAACGGUUCGCUUGUUAUAGCAGAGUACAGGCAAUAACACCGUUUAUUCUAUUAUGUUUUUAGUGUUUCGAAUUUUCGCACGUUUGAUGCUAGCGCAUAGUGUGUUGUAAGAUGCGCAUUAUUAAAAACACGCAUGUUUUCA
Molecule: messenger RNA, 1595 nt
Organism: Dermacentor andersoni
Lineage: Eukaryota; Metazoa; Arthropoda; Arachnida; Ixodida; Ixodidae
Product: 3-oxoacyl-[acyl-carrier-protein] synthase, mitochondrial
Biological process (GO): fatty acid biosynthetic process
Cellular component (GO): mitochondrion
Molecular function (GO): 3-oxoacyl-[acyl-carrier-protein] synthase activity
Source: RefSeq, a predicted model, not a curated record